Messenger RNA from Parnassius mnemosyne (clouded apollo), 768 nucleotides. NCBI's taxonomy places the organism in Eukaryota, Metazoa, Arthropoda, Insecta, Lepidoptera, Papilionidae. The record is from the annotation of a GenBank genome assembly.
AUGACAAAAGCAGUUUCAACAGUUUUAUUUUUAUUUUCGUGCUGUCAUCAUGCACUGCAGUUAAACCCUUUGCCCGACUUCAUACACCCGUGCGACGAUCUAAAUGACGAGUGCUUGACAAAAGCCGUCUUGGAUGCUAUACCGGGUGUAGUGAAAGGUAUCCCCGAGGCCGAAAUCCCGCCUUUGGAUCCCCUGUACUUAGAUCGGAACAUCACUAUGGACCUUCCCGGAAACGUGAAGAUGACAUUCCACAACGGAAAGCUCACUGGUUUAAGCACAUGUAUUCCUAACAAAGUAUCCUCUAUUCGUGAGACACGCACUUUCGUGUUCGACAUCCGAUGCAACUUCACUAUCAGAGGCCACUACAGUAUUGUCGGAAGGAUCCUGCUCUUCAACCUCGAUACUGAUGGGCACGCUAAGAUUAAAAUUUGGAACCAGCACAUCCACCUAGAAGUCCUGGAGAAAGUUGUGAUGAACGACAAAGGCGAAGGACACUACAAGAUCAACUCCUACAAAUACAAUGCUGACUACGGAACAGACCUGAAAAUGAAUUUGACAAAUCUUUUUAGAGGGAGCCCAGAAAUCAGUGCAAAUGUACUAAACGUGCUGAAUUCCAACUCACAACUCGUCGCGCAAGAGUUCGGGGGUCCAAUCCUCAACUAUGCUAUAGACUAUGCAAUGAACGUUACUCAACGUUUCUUCGACACCUACACAUACGAUCAGCUCACCCACGUUGCGCUCACCGAAGAUUUCUUUGAAGAUAAUUAA